AUGAAUAACAAUAACGAAAGCUAUCCUCCACCAACCCAAGCUGCUCGAGCUAUUGUUCAUUUUGCAACAUUGCCUGACGAUGGUCCAUCUGGAGCAUUCUUUGAUUCAGAAAAAAAUCAAAUGCCAUGAGAUGGUUUCAACAGCAAUUCAUUGGUUGGCAUUCAUUUUAUUCAGGCAAUUCUAAGGAUUGCUCAAUAUGAUCGAUAUUCAUUAAAUAGUGUAUGA
Messenger RNA from Rotaria sordida, 225 nucleotides. The record is from the annotation of a GenBank genome assembly. NCBI's taxonomy places the organism in Eukaryota, Metazoa, Rotifera, Eurotatoria, Philodinida, Philodinidae.